Messenger RNA from Zingiber officinale, 1116 nucleotides. RefSeq names its product clavaminate synthase-like protein At3g21360. The coding region runs from base 7 to 984 and encodes 325 amino acids. The transcript has 4 exons. NCBI's taxonomy places the organism in Eukaryota, Viridiplantae, Streptophyta, Magnoliopsida, Zingiberales, Zingiberaceae. Gene Ontology annotation, molecular function: oxidoreductase activity. The record is from RefSeq and is a predicted model, not a curated record.
UCGGAGAUGGCGGCGGCCGCGAGCGAGGUGAGCGCAUUCGAGGUGGGGGCGUGCAAGGGGCAGAAGGUGGUGGACGGGGAGGCAAUACCGCUGGUGCUGCGGCCUUCGUCGGGGCCGGGCAAGAGCAGCGCGGAGGCGCUGGUGGCGGCGCUGGCGGCGAACAGGGCAUGGUUCGAGGAGCAGCUGGUGCGCCACAGCGCGGUGCUCCUCCGGGGCUUCGACGUCGCCGACGCCGUCGAGUUCAACGACAUCGUCGAGGCCUUCGGGUGGGAGGACAUCCGCUACGUGGGCCCGGCGCCCCGGACCCACAUCCACAAGCGCGUCUGGACCGCCAACGAAGGCCCUCUCUCCGAGUUCAUCUACUACCACCACGAGAUGGUCCUGAUAAAGGAGUUUCCGGGGAAGGUGAUCCUGUUCUGCGAGGUGCCGCCGCCGGAGGGCGGCGAGACGCCGUUCGUGCCGAGCUUUAAAGUGACAGAGAAAAUGAUAGAAGAGUUCCCGGAGCACGUCAAGGAGAUGGAGGAGAAGGGACUCAGGUACACCUUCACCGCUCCCAGCAACAACGACACCAAGUCCAUGCGCGGCCGAGGCUGGGAAGACGCCUUCGGGACAUCUGAUCCCGUCGAAGCACAGAGAAGGGCGAAGGCGUUGGGGAUGGAUAUGGAGUGGCUGGCGGACGGCGGGGUCAAGACGAUCCUGGGGCCGCGGCCCCUGACGCGGGUGUUCCCGGGGCGGAAGGAGCGGCGGAUGUGGUUCAACACGUUGGUGGGGAUGCACGGGAAGGACAUCAGCUCGGCGGAGCUGGCGGACGGGUCGGAGAUCCCGGCGCACGUGGUGCAGCGAUGCGGCGAGAUCAUCGAGGAGGAGAGCAUCCAGUUCAAGUGGGAGAAGGGCGACGUCCUGUUCUUGGACAAUCUGGCGACACUGCAUGGCCGCCGGCCGUCCUUGCCGCCGAGGAAGGUCCUCGUCGCCACCUGCAAAUGAAGGAAUUACCAGUAAUAAUAAAUAUAUCCAAUAAAAGUUAGAUGCGGCAUCGAUGUACAUCCUCUGUUACCAGAUGGUGAUGAUGACGUAAGAUUUGUAUCUUUAAUUAAAUUAAAUGGAUGAACAUCAUUA